Molecule: messenger RNA, 2009 nt
Organism: Staurois parvus
Lineage: Eukaryota; Metazoa; Chordata; Amphibia; Anura; Ranidae
Source: the annotation of a GenBank genome assembly
GGGGUGACGGCGGGAUGGGGAAAGAGCAGGAGCUUCUGGAGGCCGCUCGCACCGGUAACCGGGUAGCGGUAGAGCGGUUGUUAGGAGGAAAGCGGCUAAGUGGGGCCGGUCCAGGAGGAGCCACAGGGGGCGGAGCUGGAGUUUCUGGAGGCGGGUCUGCCAGUCACCCGCUAAGCAGCCUGCUCAGUAUCUGGCGGGGCCCCAAUGUGAAUUGUGUUGAUAGCUCAGGAUACACCCCUUUACAUCACGCCUCUCUUAAUGGACACAAGGAUGUUGUGGAAGUCCUUUUGAGGAAUGAGGCUGUGACAAACAUUGCAGACUGUAAAGGUUGCUUUCCCCUGCAUCUAGCAGCGUGGAAGGGAGAUGCUCAAAUUGUACGACUUCUCAUUCAUCACGGACCUUCCCAUGCAAAAGUCAAUGAACAAAACAAUGAUAAUGAAACGGCUCUGCACUGUGCAGCCCAGUAUGGGCACACUGAAGUGGUUCGUGUUUUGUUGGAAGAGCUGACAGACCCUACAAUGCGCAACAACAAGAUGGAAACUCCGCUUGACUUAGCAGCUCUGUAUGGACGCUUAGAAGUAGUGAAACUUCUUCUCAAUGCACAUCCUAAUUUGUUGAGCUGCCACACGCGCAAGCACACACCUCUCCAUCUGGCUGCUCGUAAUGGGCAUCGGGCAGUUGUCCGUGUUUUGCUGGACGCUGCUAUGGAUAUCAAUUACCAGACAGAAAAAGGAAGUGCGUUACAUGAAGCUGCCUUAUUUGGAAAAACUGAUGUGGUACAUAUGCUACUAGAUGCAGGAAUUGAUGUCAGUAUCACAGAUAACAAAGGAAUGACAGCACUGGAUAUUGUACAAGAGUUGCCUUCACAAAAGAGCCAGCAGAUAGCAUCUUUUAUCCAGGGCCACAGUGCAGCCAGGCAAGCCGCAAAAGAUCCGGAACCAGAACCAGCAGCCAAACCUAGUACAUCUGUUUGUACAGAUUCACAAGCAGGUGGAAUGCAGAGAGCACUCUUGGAUUUGCGUUUGGAUUUAGACAGCAUUUCGCAAACGGAGUCUCCUUAUGAAGCACUCUAUAAUGCCUCCUCCUGCCACUCUUUGGAUAGCAUAUGCAGUGGACGGUCCUCUGAUAGGGACUCCCUAUGUCGUGAAAUUGCAAAAACACGAAGGAAGGAACGACCGCCACCACCUGCUAAACCUCCGCCAGAAGAAGAUGAAGACUUUGAGAGGAGACAAAAUGCAGGUGCUAUUCGUGAAGCUCUUGGAAAUAUGCAUGCUAGUCGGGAAGAAGAAGAAAACCCCUAUGAGCUCCUGCUUACUGCCGAGACCAAAAGACCUGAUGAUCAAGAGUUAAUGCAUUUGGAAGGGGAUAUUGCUAACUCCCAGCCUCAGGUCAGAGCACGUCACCCUGCACUCGCACACGACCCAUCUUAUCCUGCAAAUCGCCGUGGUUCCUCUGAUUUGUCCAGUGGUCAUUCUGAAGGGGAAUCACAUGCAUCUGAGAGGCCAAACAGUGGGCAGCGGAGGAGUAGUUCAGGGGGUUGGAGUUUGACGUCUGCUGACAGCUCUGACUCCCAUCUGCUUCAGCAUUUCUCUGGGCUCCUUCAUGGUUCUUCUCCAGUGUGUGAAGUCCGAGAUCCGCCUGUACCCUGUGAUCCCUCCAGCACGGACAGCUGUAGAAACGGUGCUGCCUCUCGCAUGGAGUUGCCACUUCGUCGUAGUCUGUCCAAGUCUGAUUCGGACCUGUUAACAUGUUCCCCCCCAGCAGUUGGUGAGGGAGAAGACUGGAACCGCAGCGAGUCUCUCACCAACUGUGCAGCUGGGGGCAGCAAGAAAAGACUAGAGAAGUCCCCUUCCUUCACUUCAGAGUGGGAUGAGAUCGAUAAGAUAAUGAGUUCUAUUGGUCAGGGUAUAGAAUUUUCCCAAGAGCAACAGGUCAUAGCAGGAUCCCGUGUUCCAGGUCAGAGUGUAGCUGAGUGGUUAGAAUCCCUUGGCCUCCCGCAACAUGAGAGC